Messenger RNA from Daldinia caldariorum, 1408 nucleotides. Its product is annotated as ribulose-phosphate 3-epimerase. Gene Ontology annotation, biological process: carbohydrate metabolic process; pentose-phosphate shunt; pentose-phosphate shunt, non-oxidative branch. Gene Ontology annotation, cellular component: cytosol. The coding region runs from base 424 to 1179 and encodes 251 amino acids. Gene Ontology annotation, molecular function: D-ribulose-phosphate 3-epimerase activity; metal ion binding. NCBI's taxonomy places the organism in Eukaryota, Fungi, Ascomycota, Sordariomycetes, Xylariales, Hypoxylaceae. The transcript has 3 exons. The record is from RefSeq and is a predicted model, not a curated record.
GUAGGGUAUGAGAUUAGGGGCCGAGGGAGGUAUGUAUAUACCCCACCUUUCCAACCCCCACCAGCGAAACUGCCCCGCCAUCAUUUCAUUUCUUCCUGUGACGUCUUUUUUUUCUCCCCCGAACCCUUGUUUCACUCUCUUCACGCAAACAUCCCUCACCUUAGUUGCCUACCUGCCUACCUGCCUAUUAUCAGACCAAGACCAGACAUCCGGGUCCUUUCUUCUAGAAGCUCUAGGUACAAACCGACUACUCCUGAUUCGCACAUUACAUACGCGACCUACCUUACCCUAGGUACCUACAUACAUAGGUUCGGUCCCUUGCUUAGCUUAGCGUAGCUAUCUAGGUACCUACCUACCUAAGGUAUAUCCGAAAAGGAAAAGAAGACCAAAAAAAGAAAAAAGAAAAAAGAAAAACCCGCGAUCAUGCCGCCCAAGGCAAUUAUAGCGCCCUCCAUCCUAUCGGCCGACUUCGCCCAGCUCGGGGCCGAAUGCGCGAGGACCAUGGAGCAGGGCGCCGACUGGCUUCACGUCGAUAUCAUGGACGGACACUUCGUGCCGAACAUAACCUUCGGGGCGCCGGUAGUAGCCAAGGUCCGGCGGCACGUCGAGCGGGCGGGGGAGCGGUUCGGGCGCGGGACGUUCGACUGCCACAUGAUGAUCGCGGAGCCCAAGAAGUGGGUGCGGGAGUUCCAGAAGGCCGGGUGCGACCUGUACUGCUUCCACUACGAGGCCGCCUUCUCCAGCGACGCCGAGACCCCCGACGGCAAAUCCGACCGCGCGACUAACCCCAGGGACCUCAUCCGCUAUAUCCACGACUGCGGCCUGCUCGCCGGCAUCGCCCUGAAACCGGCUACCGGCGUCGACGUCCUGACUGAGGUGCUGGAGAGCGAGGAUCCGAAGGAGCGUCCGGAUAUGGUCCUCGUCAUGACGGUCGAGCCCGGCUUCGGCGGCCAGAAGUUCAUGGCCUCGGAGCUGCCCAAGGUGCAAGCCCUGCGCCAGAAGUACCCGGACCUGAACAUCGAGGUCGACGGCGGCCUGGGGCCCGGCACCAUCGACCAGGCCGCCGACGCGGGCGCCAACGUCAUCGUCGCGGGGAGCGCCGUGUACGGGGCCAAGGACCCCGCCGAAGUCAUCUCGCUGCUGAGGACGAGCGUCGAUUCGAGGUCGGGAAGGCUGUGAGGUCAGGUGGAGGGAUAGAGUUGGGGUUGGGGUCGAAGUUGAGGUGGGGUGGGAUUUACAUAUGAGGUAGCGAUGGAUGUAUGUAUCUAGCAUGCGAGUUUACUUGGUGCGGCUUGGUAGUUGGGUAGUUGAGAGUGGGAGGGAUGUUGGUUGGUUCCCGGGGAUAGAAAGUAUAUAAACGCAAAAGAAAAAAAUGAGCAUAAGUAAAUACACUUAGGUUUCAGUAUUA